UUCUAUAUAAGGAGCACUCAGCAGCUCCUCCAUCUCUGUUCCAGUCGGUCAAGAUGAAGCGUCAGUCACCACCACAGCAGAAUAGGAGGAGGAGCAAGCAGCACCAGAAAACUCCGCCCGUGACGCCUGCAUCAGCAGGUCCCAGCAUGUCCCGGUCCACGCACGUGAAGGCCUCGGACUCGUCCACGUGGGAUCCUGUAGCUCAGCUUCACAGCAUGCUGGAGCAGGAUAGCCAGGUGUUUAUGUCGGUGCCAGAGGCUACGCUUGAUGGGGCUUCACAGUACUGGGCUCCUUCAUAUGCACCGUCCACUGAUCAUAAUCUCACAAGGGACAUCCCACCAUCAGUGCAAGAACAGCAGGCUAACCGCACUGGUUUGGAUGUUGUGGAUGAGAAGAUUACGACCGCCGCUUCACCUCAACCUUUACUGUUCAUCUCAAGCUGUGUGUUAACAGUUAGUGGUUCAAAAGGUAUCCAUGUAGGACUUGAAGUUUCACAAUACGGUAGCCUCUUAACUGUGUUAGUGCUCGAAAAUGUACUCAAAUAUAUUAAAGUGAAAUUUUCUGACUACGAGUGGGAUGAACUGUGUCGUUUAACAAUACACAUCAAGAAUCAUAUGACUACUGAAUAUUAUCCAUCCCACUCCUACCAGGACAUGUACUGUGGCAGUCUACCUGUGAGUAUUCUAUCAAUGUAUGAUGAUGCUACACUAAAAAUUAAAAGAGCUGAUGGUUAUAGUAUUUUCAUGCAUCACCCCACUGUUGAUAACUUGUUUAAUUUAGACAUGGCUCUAACUAGUAUGAUAGAGAGACUAAAUAGAUGGUGCCCAUAUGUUCAGGCAGUAUACACCAACAUCAUUAACUGGCUUCACACAUGUAGCAUCCACAUAGCUGAUAUAGAACAUUGUUUUAGUAUGUGUAUAACACCAGUGCCCAAGUAUUGUGCUAUUCCUCGAAUAAGUGUUGAAAAUGUCGAUCUCAAAUUUACUGAUGGAAUACCGGACUAUUGUAAUUCACCCAUAGCAUUACGAGAUAUAUGUGCUGAAUUUCAAACAUGCAAGCAGCAGCUAUUUUCCAAAUACUGUACUUCUGCUGCAUCGCUUAAAAAAGAAUGUACUGAUUUUUUCUCAUGCUGGACAUAUUUGUAA
Molecule: messenger RNA, 1145 nt
Organism: Schistocerca serialis cubense
Lineage: Eukaryota; Metazoa; Arthropoda; Insecta; Orthoptera; Acrididae
Exons: 2
Coding region: 54-1145 (363 amino acids)
Source: RefSeq, a predicted model, not a curated record